Messenger RNA from Tetrahymena thermophila SB210, 6868 nucleotides. Its product is annotated as REJ domain protein. The record is from RefSeq and is a predicted model, not a curated record. Lineage: Eukaryota; Ciliophora; Oligohymenophorea; Hymenostomatida; Tetrahymenidae. The transcript is spliced from 6 exons.
UUCGAAAUUAAUUUAUUGAUUUCACAUAAGACACAGAAUUAUAAUAUUUUGUGCUUUAAAUUUCUGAAUAGGCUCAAGAAUUUAUAAGUUUCUUCGAUUAAUCUGCAAUGUCUCCAUCAAAAAUGUGCGCUGUUGAUGAAUCUUAUUUUUUAAAUGGUUGUUUUGAUUCUUAAAAUAAAUAUAAUUAUCCAAAAAAGAAUUAUGGAGCUGGAGAAGCUUAUUUUUAUUAAUCUUAUUCAAUUUACUUUGGCAUGGAUAUUUAUAAACAAUUUAGCUAUUACAAACUGAAUAACCCUCCCUUAUUUAUGACUAUUUCUUUUUGGUUUUAUUUAGAUUAGGUCACCACAGGUAAUUAAUGUUCUUAAUCAAUAAUUAUUGGUUUAAAUAUUGGCAACUAAUAAUUCUUGAAUAUUUGUUAUAGUUAUGCGAAUGAUAAUUAAUUCUAUAUAGGUGUUAAGUAUAACUAAGCAGCCUAUUUAAUUGAUUCAUAUGCUUUAAAUGUAAAAUAAACAUACUUUAUAUUAAUUUCCUAUUACUAAUUUGCUAAUAGUCAAAUGCAAAUUAUAUUAUAUGGUAACAACUAAAUACUCUACAAAUAAUAUCUUUUACUUCCAAAUGUCAGUUUUAACAUGAUCUAUAGUUAUCCCUUAAUAGUAAAUUUUGGAGAUGUUUUAUAUAGUAUUGCCACUUUCUAUAAAAUUAGCUAAUUCAAAAUGACUUUAAGUAGUUCAAUAAUUUAUACUCCAUCUAAAGCAACUAAGUUGAUUCCAAAUUGUGAAAUACUUAUUUAUGUAAGAAAUUAAUAUUAAUGCUUAAUAUGCCAAGUGAACUAUUUUCUCUUUUAGAAUACUUGUGUUUUUUAAUGUGACUCAAAAAAAUAUAAUCAAAUAUCAGAAUAUAGAUUUUGUGUUCCAAAAUGUUCGUACAAAUGCAACUCUUGUUACCCUAAUACUCCUGAAAUAUGCUUAGAGUGUAGCUCAAGUGAUAGAGACAUAUAAUCUAAUUGUUUAUGUAAAUUUGGCUAUGAUGAUCUUCAAAGUAGUAAUUGCUAAUAAUAUUAGAAUAUAGACAAAGCUUUUAUUAUUGAUGAUUAUUAUGAUACUAUUAGAAAUAAUAACUGGUAAAUUACUAAAUCGUUCAACUAAGGCUACACUUAAACUCCAUUUAUCAUAUUAUCAAUAACAAAAAUUGCUACUAAUAAUGCAGAUUACAAGGGUGUAACAGUAUCAAGUUAUUAAAUUACAUAAACAAGCUAUUCAGUUUAGUUGUAAGGAUCGACUUAUGUUUCAGGAUCAUUUUAAGAUACAGAUUUUCAUCUUUAAGUAGCUGUACUUCCUAAUAACGGUUAAUUCUAUUCUGAAAUUUUAAGCUAUAAUUUAAAUGGAUAGUCAUAAUCUAACCAAAAAAUUAAUAUUGGAAGCUACGAUAAAAAAAAAUAUGGAGAUUAUCAAGUUUUGUUUUUUAUAUCAAGUAUUACUUUAGAUAAUAGCGCUUUUGGAACCCUAUUUAACUUAUAAUCAAUAAUUGUAUUAAGUAAUGAUAAAACUUCUUUUGAUAUAAUUACAACUUAUGGUGUUUUAUAUUUACAAAUUACCUAUUUGAUAUGUCCUUCUAGUUUACCUUCUAUUUCUCAAAACUAUCUCUUCACUCAAAAUCCUGGAAUUUAUUUAGAUUAAACAGGCAAGCAUUAUCAAAAGACUCAUAUAUCUAAUAAUACGCUGACAGAAUUUAUGGCCAGUGCAUCUUCAUUGAGAAUUAAAGCACUAGCUGGAUUAACAAGCUUAUAUGGUACUCAUUUGAAAAAUUAAUUGAUGUUUGACUAUGCAUUAAUACCAAGGGGUAUUCCUUCUGUUUAGCAAACUCGUUUAUCAAUGUAAAUAUAAUAUAUCUUUUAAUAUUCGAGCAAUAUAUUAUACUUAGCUUAACCUUAUGAUAAAUCUGAUAAUUGUUAAACAAGAAAUUAUUAUACUUUAUAAUGUUUAUUAUGUAAAUCUCCUUUAUUAGAUUUAGGUAAUGAUUGCAAAACUUCAAGUGUUAAUUUGAAUGUUAAAUUAUCAAUCAAUUUUCUUACUUUGACUGUAUCUUUUCCUUUUAACAUAGAUACGAUAGAUUAUACCGGUCCUAAUUAAAGUAAUAAAUUAUGCUAAUUUUUAUUUGAUAAUCCAACAAAUACUUUGUUUGGUUAAUAAGCUUAAUGUUUAAUCUAGCCUUAAGCAAUCUUGGUCAAUUUAAGUAGUGAUGCAACAAUAUAAAAAGGUGAUACUUUAAGUUUUAAUUAAGUUUUAAAAUCCAGUGAUUAUUAAGCAUUAAUAACUCAAAUUAGUGGAAAUAAUGUAGACUAAGACCCUCUACCUAUACCCGGUGUUAUAUUAUAGUAUCAACCAGUGAUUAAUUAGUGUGAUGACUUAAUUAUUACCAUAAUAUAGUUCUUAAACACAUAAAAUAAAGGAAUAUCAACCUUUUCUUGGAGCUUAGAUUGGGUGAAUCCUUCAAAUCAAGAUAUAAGUACUAACAUAUAACAAAUUAUCACUUCUGCAAAUAAUUUACAGACUCCUACUUUAUAUAUGCCACUAACAUUUUUUGUGUCAUAAGUUGAGCUUUAACUAACUCUUUAAUAUUAAUAUAAUAUAAGAACCACAUCAUCUGAAACAAUUAAUGUUAAAGUUUUAGGUUAAGCUUAGGUUAGCAUACUUGGUAAAUAACUUGUUUAAGGACCUUAUUAUGUAAAAGAUUAGAUAGAAAUUUAUUUUUCUGUUAAAAUAAUCCUAUGUUCUCAAGACUAGUCUCAGAUUGUAGACAGAGAACAAACAAUUGAUAUAACAGUUACAGAAUAAACUCUUGGAUUAAAUAAUAACAUUUAGUUGUAAUAAAAUAGAGCCUUCUCAUAAAUAUUUGUGCCUUAUUCUUUAAAAGCCAAUAUAUAAUAUAACUUCCAAAUUGCCUAUCAAACUAGUGGUGGACUAUCAGGAACUUCUAGCUAUUAAUUGAUAUUAGAUAAAACUCCUUUGGUUAUUAAUAUCAUGGGUGGAAAUAGAAUUUAAGAUUAUGGAAGCAACUUAACAAUAAAUUCUGAUGUGAAAGAUUUAGAUUAAGAUCCUGCAAUAGCUCAAAACCAAAAUAUUUAGUUUACUUGGUCAUGCUUAGAUAUCUCUACUUAAAAUAUUUGUAAAGACAUUAGUGGAAAUGAUAUUACAAUACCUUAAAAUAGCCAAAAUAUAACAUUCAAUCAAUAUACUUUUAUUCCUUACACAAAUGUAUAAUUUACUCUAACUGGAACUAAAGAUACUCGUCAAUCUAACAGUUAAAUAAUAAUUUCAUUUGUUGAUAAUUCAAUUCCUCAGUCAAGCGUUAGUUUUAAAGAUGAAUUAUUGAUAAAAGAUACUAUAAAUUGGAAUGAUGUUAUAGAAGCUACUAUACAGUACGAUUCUACAUAAGAUGUUAACUUACUAUUCUUUGGUGGAGCCAUAAUAUAUUAAAAAUUAGUGGUUGCAUCGAUGCAAUUUGAAUAUGGAAAGGUGAGAUUUUAGCUUUGGAACUAUUUUUCAGGCUUUAUUCCUUCUAUUAAUGAUGUUGUUUUGAGAUUUUCAGUGUAUAAUCCAUAGUAUUACACUCCAAGCUAAUCUAUCUAUUUAUUUAAAUUGAAUUUUCCUCCUCUAAAUUGUAAUCUUUCAAUUAACCCAACAACAGGAAGCUCUCUACAAACUAUUUUUACAUUGGCUUUUUCUGGUUGUUAAACUAACAAUAUGCCUAUAUCAUAUUAAUUUUUUUACUAUAAUUCUGAAGAUAUGUACUAAUUAGAAAUAAAAAGUCCUGAGCUAAUAUAAAGAAAAUAAAUAACUGAUUUAACAUACAAUGCUGUAGCAAAUACAUACCUACCUCCAGGAAAUAUAUUCAUACUAGUUCAAGCAAUCGAUUCACUAGGAGCUCUUUUUAAUGCUACAUAAAUAGUUAUUGUAGAAUAGUCUAAUUUUGAUUAAGAUACAUAUAUUUAAGCAGUUAAUACGAUGAUUUCGUCUUCUUAAAGUAUGACAAAGCUAAGUUAAAUUUUAACUCUCUCUCUACUUAGUGAAGAUAUACUUACAAGACAAGCAUAUUAAUAAGCAAUUUAAUAAUAAAUUUUCUAAAUUUAUGGAUUAUUGAUUUAGUUAUCAAUAAAUGAAUAUUAAUCAUCUACAUUUUAAACACUAGCUACAUAACAAUUAACUAAAAUUACAUAAAAUAACUUAAGUGAAGGAAACUAAGCUUCACUUUAAGGUACUAUUGACUAUAUUCAAUAAAUUUUGAUUAAUGUUUAGUCUUAUUUGUAGUAAAAUAAAAAAAUACAAUACUUAUAAGAUUUUUACAAUUAAUAAAUUUAUAAUACAUUUAAUUUGCUAGAUUAAAAUACUAAUUUGAUAAAAAAUGAUAACUAAUUAGAAUAAGCUAUAAUUUAGCUGUCAUAAUAAAUUGGUGAUUUACUAAAUCUAGAUGCUUUGCCUAAUGAAAAUCCUAAAUAAUAUGUUGGAUAAACUUUGCUUGUUAUAAGUCAGCAAAUAACAAGCAGAAAUUUACCUUUUUAUUUAGAUUAGAGCAUAUCAUAAAGUUCAUGGUAAUCUAAUCUUAAUAAAGGACCUUAAUUUUAAGAAAAGCUUAACUAGGUUUAUCAGGUUUCAUAUAAAUAAUAUAAAAAGAAUGUAUAUAUUAAUGAAGAACCAUUUUAAAAUUUUGUAAAAAGUGUUUAGAGCACCUAAAAAAACUAUACAAUAAAUAAUUACACUGUGAUUAAUCCUUAAAUAAAAACAAUCGAAAAUUAAUAAUAAAACAUUUAGCUGCCUGAUUCUGUUAAAUUUACCUUUUCACCAAUAAAUAAUGAAACAUUAACUUGUAUAAAUAGAAACAAUACGGAGUGGACGACAAAUGGAUGCAAAACUGUGUUCGAUAAUAAAACAAAAAAUUAUGACUGCAUCUGUGAUAAUCUAAAUCCAGUAUCAGUAGCUAAUGAUAUAGCUUCUAUAUUUACAGAAAAUAAAAAUAUAGAAACUAUAUUUUCAGAAGAAGGAGUAAAGAAUAUUGAAAAAUUAAAUAACUUUUAUCAAUACCUUUCUGUCUGGGUUUUGGCUUUUAUAACUUUCUUAUUUGUUGGCUUAAUUUUAUAUGGUAGGUCUAUAGAUAAAUUAUCUAAAACGAUUAUACCAACAGUUUAGUUGUUAGAAUCAAAUUAAUUUUAAACAUAAAAGAAGCAUGAACUUGAUUAAGAUGACUUUAAUUUAAAUGAAAAAAAUAGCCAAUAAAAAAUUUGUUGUGAAAAUAAAUCAAUUUAAGAUAAUGAAUAAACACCUCAAAAAGAAAUCUAAUUAAAAUAGAAUUAGAAAGAAAAUUAAGAUUCAAUCAAAACUAAUAACUAAAUUCAAGAAUAAAAUCUACAAAAGUUUGAUGAAGAAAAUUUAUUGAUGAAUAAUACUCAAAAAUAAAACCCAUCUAAUGAUAUUAUUAAACAGGAAUAGUUCAACAAUAGCCCAUUUUUAGAAUAAUAGCCAGUUAUUAAGCCUCUUGAUAUUUUUUAAUAAAAAAAUAGCUUAAUUUUAGAUUCAGAUAGCUAAUAAAUAUAGUAUGAUAAAUAAUAAAAUUAAGAAAAAUAAACGAGUAUUUAGCUAUAAUAGCCAAAUGAUUAAGAAGAAUCAAUGAAAAUUGAAAACAUUGAAUUUCAUAGCGAAAAUAAAAUAAAUGAGAAAAUUUAACAAUAAACAUUUUCAUUUUAAUCAUUAAAAACGAAUUAAAAAUUUUUAAGAUUCAAGUCAUAAAGUAAAGGUAGCUUCAUUUAAUAGCUGAAGAACUAAAAAUCAAUUCCUGAAUAUAACUUAGAAAGCGAAUUUGUUGAAACAUAAUAAAAAAAUAACACAUAAUUGAACAUUAACCAAGAAGAAGAAGAAAAAAAUUAAAAUGAAUUAGACGCUAAAAAUAAAAUUACAUAGAAUGAGAAUUUAUAAGGCUCAACUUUUAAAUAAAUUUCAUAACACUCAAUAAGAGAUUCAUAUGAUUUUAACUAAAAGAAAUAGCUUUCAAGUGAAGUUAUUAUGGAAUCAAAGAGAUAAUCAGUUUUAUAUAACGAAUUUCAUUCAGAAUUAAAAACAGAAGCUUUGAUUCCUUAGUCAGAUAGAUUAAUUACAUAAGGAGCCAAUAAGCAAAUAAAAGAAAUCAUAACAGAAUAAAAUGAAGAGUACACUGAAAGAAGAUUUGUUAAGAACUCUCUCAAGAAGCAAGAUAGCAUUAUAAGUAUUUAAAAUGAUCAGGUUUAUAUUGAAAUUAAAAAAUAAGAGAAAAAGAAAAAGCUUCUUAACAUGGAUUUACUUUCAAGCGCUUUGUAUUUUCACGAUCUCUUCAGCAUUUUUAUAGUAUAUGACGAAGAAUUAAGUAGGCCAACAAGAUUUUUUAUCUAAUUCGCAAAAAUUUUGCAUACCUUUGAUUCAUAAAUAAUUUUUAGCUAUUCAUACACAUUUUUUUAAGUAAUUUUUAUUUAGAUUUUUAAUCUAAUUUUAAUAAGUAUAAUAUCUAAGUUGAUUGAGUAUGGGUUUACUAAAAGAGGAUAUAUAAAAAUGAUUAUUAAACUGUUUAUUUAUUCAAUUGUAGGUUUUUAUUACUACGCUUUCGUUUCUAUUGUAGGUAGUAAACAACCGAGCGAUACUAAUAUCGUCUCACUAUAAUUUUUACUAGUAUUAGCAAUAACCACACUUUUUACAGAUGUUUUAGUAGCCAUUUUUUGUAGAUUUAUAGGAAUUAAAUUAUUAAACUAGAAAGACAUGAAAGGCUUCUAUCUUAAAAUAUAUGAUAUUAUCAAACUGCAGUUAAUCUUAGAAAAUUUAUGAAAAGUCAAUUAUAAUUUAUAUAUCAG